Coregonus clupeaformis (lake whitefish) is the source of this 1646-nucleotide messenger RNA. RefSeq names its product suppressor of cytokine signaling 3-like. Gene Ontology annotation, cellular component: phosphatidylinositol 3-kinase complex. The transcript has 2 exons. The coding region runs from base 127 to 834 and encodes 235 amino acids. NCBI's taxonomy places the organism in Eukaryota, Metazoa, Chordata, Actinopteri, Salmoniformes, Salmonidae. Gene Ontology annotation, molecular function: 1-phosphatidylinositol-3-kinase regulator activity. Gene Ontology annotation, biological process: phosphatidylinositol phosphate biosynthetic process; intracellular signal transduction. The record is from RefSeq and is a predicted model, not a curated record.
GUAUCUCCCUCCUGCCCCCUCCUCUCCCUCCCCCCUCCCUGCUCUGGACCCCCCACCCCUCGGUCAACGAGCCGAGCGGGGGGGUCAGGGCGCCAUGGUAACCCACAGCAGCCACGAACCCCCACCAUGAGCAGCAUGACCCCCCCAGAGGCCAGAGGUCAGGGGUCAGAUUUGCCCACCCUGCGCUAUAAACCCUUCAGCUCACACGCACACUACCAACAGGUGCUGUGUGCGGUGCGUAAGCUACAAGAGAGUGGGUUCUACUGGGGUGCAGUGGGGGGUCGUGAGGCCAGCUCUCUGCUCCGCUCCCAGCCCCCCGGGACCUUCCUGGUCCGAGACUCGUCCGACAACCACUACUUCUUCACACUGUCGGUCCAAACGGCCCGCGGGACCAAGAACCUCCGUAUCCACAGCCAGGGGGGAAGCUUUUACUUGCAACCUGACCCGCGCUGCACACACAUGCCCCCGCGCUUCGACUGUGUGCUCAAACUGAUUGGACACUACAUGGGGAAGGAGGGAGGAGGUGGAGAAGCAGCAGCAGCAGGAGGAAGAGGAGAGGGGGAGACUGGGGCUGGGGUAAGGACGGGGGGAGGCACGGCUGCGGCGGCGGGGGAGACUGUGGGGUCGGGGACUGGGAGUGUGUAUCUGAUCUACUCAGGGGAAGAGAAGGUUCCGUUGGAGCUGCGUCGGCCCCUCCCCUCCUCCCUGUCCUCCCUCCAACACCUGUGUAGGAGGACCCUGAACGGACACCUGGGGGGCCCGGACCGCCCAGACACACACCAGCUCCCUCACACACUCAGGAACUUCUUGGAGGAGUACGAUGCCCCCAUCUAACACACAAAAACUCACACAGUUCAGGUUUGGGGUUUUCCCCUCUAACGGUUGAGGAUAGGAUUUGGAGAGGGUAAGCUAUUCCAGAUCGAUGCCACUGCUUUCUUAUCAUGUGGAACCUCAUAUAGGUAACAAUUGAUACUCCUCCGCUCCUGGACAGACCGUUGAUGGGAGUCAAGACGAUGCUGGAGGGGUCAAAAGUCGUUGCCCUCUCAGGCAGUGACCCAAUCUCCCAGUGGGUGCUGUGAUCAGCGGGUGGUGUGAUUGGGUAGUCAAAAAGAUUGUGAUAGGUCGAUAACGCAGACCGUAAACCCGGCACACACGCAAGCAAACACACAUACACAGUGCUGUUUGUGGCUUUAGGAGUGUGACCAGAAGGUUGUCUUUGGGUUUGUUGUGCUGCUGUGGCUGAGGUAUAGCUUCUUCUAUUGAUCAGUAGAGGCUUUCAUCUCCUCCUUUUUCUCCUGUUUGAAUGGUCUCAAUGGACUGUGAGAGAGGGAGGGAAAGGAAGGGAGAGACAGGGAGAGAGGUGUAAUGAGAGAAAAGGAGAGAGAGUCUGGAGAACAGCAGUGUAUGUCAAACGAGGGGCCCAAAGCAGAGUUAAAGUGUUUGUGUGUGUGGUGUCGUACACAUUUCCACUGCUGUAUGCCAACUAGCAUUGCCUCAUAGGAGGGUGUGGGGGAUCAUGGCUGAAGACAGCCACUAGCCUCACACAAACACGCGCGCACGUACAUGCAGUUUACAGUGCUGUGAAAAAGUAUUUGCCCCUUUCUAAUUUUCUCUACUUUUGCAUAUUUUUGAUACUGAAUGUUAUC